UUGUGGCACACACUCUCAGCGCUGAACACACCACACAGCCUGUCGAAGACGAACGAACACUUCAACCUUCUCUUUCACUUCUUCCGACCCCAUUCCCAUUACUCCCAACUACAUUCAAUUACGUACUCCUUCUCUUUCCAUUUUUCACUUUCCCUCCUUCUUCUAAUCUUCUUCCAAUUUUGAUUCUGGAAACCUCAGUCUAUUACGCGCUUAUCAAAUUAGUUUCCGACUUUGAUUAUAUAGUCCAGAUCGUGAUCCGACGGAGAUUCUUGAUUCCGCAACGAAGCGGAAUCUCUUUUGUUUCGAUUUUUAGGUGAGAAAAUUGGGUGUGUGUGAAGUGUGAAGUCUGAUUCCAAUUUCAUAGCAAAAUGGGGGUUAUGUCUAGGCGGGUUGUGCCUGCUUGUGGUAAUCUAUGUUGUGUUGUUUGUCCUGCUAUGAGGGCGAGCUCGAGGCAACCUGUGAAACGAUACAAGAAGUUGCUAGCUGAUAUUUUCCCGCGGAAUCAGGAGGCUGAGCUUAAUGAUAGAAAAAUUGGAAAGUUAUGCGAGUAUGCUUCUAAGAAUCCAUUAAGAAUUCCUAAGAUAACUGAGAAUUUGGAGCAAAGAUGUUAUAAGGAUUUGCGUAAUGAAAUGUUUGGUUCAGUUAAAGUUGUCUUGUGCAUAUACAGGAAAUUCUUAUCGUCAUGUAAGGAGCAGAUGCCACUAUAUGCCAGUAGUUUAUUAGCAAUAAUUCGGACUCUUCUGGAACAGUCUCGAACAGAUGAAAUCAGGAUAUUAGGCUGCAACACUCUUGUUGAUUUUAUAGAAUGCCAGACAGAUGGUACGUACGUGUUCAACUUAGAGGGUUUUAUUCUUAAACUAUGCCAAUUGGCUCAAGAAGUGGGCGAAGAUGAACGAGCUCUGCAUCUACGUUCAGCAGGACUACAAGCUCUAUCCUAUAUGGUGCGUUUCAUGGGUGAGCACUCACAUCUUUCCAUGGAUUUCGAUGAUAUUAUAUCAGUGACUUUGGAGAAUUACAUGAAUCAUCAAUCUAACUCCAACAAUGUCAAGGAAGAUAACCUGAAUUCAGUGUUCCUGGACUCAAUGCUGUAUGUUCUAUUUUACUCUUCUUUCUCCACCCUUGAUCAUGGUUCCAGCAUUCAUGAAUCCAAACAUCCGUUGUGCGUUCACUUCUUUUACAGGGACACUGCAAGAGAUCCUACGUAUUGGUCAAAGGUUUGCUUGUAUAAUAUGGUCAAAGUGGCGAGGGAGGCUACAACUUUGCGGCGUUUCCUUGAACCUGUCUUUCAUAACUUUGAUAUCGAAAACCAAUGGCCCUCUGAAAACGGCACUGCAUCUUCUGUUUUGAUGUAUUUACAAUCGCUAUUAGAAGAAUCAGGAGACAACUCCCAUCUUCUCUUGUCCAUUUUGGUUAAACACUUGGAUCAUAAGAAUGUUGCCAAGCAGCCUAUCGUUAAGACGAAUAUUGUUAACACCAUAACACAGCUUGCACAGAAUAUGAAGCAACACGCUUCUGUGGCAACAAUCGGCGCAAUAUCUGACCUCGUUAAACAUUUAAGGAGGUGCCUACAAAAUUCAGCUGAAGCUUCCUGCAUUGGAAAUGAUGGGUAUAAGUUGAAUGCUGAACUCCAAUCGGCCCUAGAAAUGUGUAUAUUACAACUUUCUAAAAAGGUUGGGGAUGUAGGACCUAUUCUUGAUUUGUUAGCUGUGGUGUUAGAGAAUAUCUCAAAUAAUACCAUUAUAGCAAGGACAACUAUCUCUGCUGUUUAUCAAACUGCAAAAUUAAUCACAUCCAUUCCUAAUGUAUCAUAUCACAAGAAGGCCUUCCCUGAUGCCUUGUUUCAUCAAUUGCUCCUAGCGAUGGCUCACCCUGAUCAUGAAACACGAAUUGGGGCACAUAGCGUCUUCUCUAUAGUACUUAUGCCAUCUGUGUUUUCUUCCCAACUAGACCAGAAAAAGAAGAUAGUUCACAUUCACAAGGUUUCAAGGGAAGGUUUCUCCAUUCAGCAUGACGGCUUUUCGGGAGAAGAACACGUGAAUGGAAAACCUGCGGAAGGAAAUACAGUAGCAGGUUUCAGUGGGAAAUUUGUAGUUCAUCCGCAUUGUGAUUACAGCUUUUCUAGUGCUCUAACCAAUGGAAAAGAUGAGCUUAGUUCUUUCCGAUUAAGCAGCCACCAAGUGAGUCUCUUGCUUUCUUUAAUCUGGGUUCAGGCAACAUCUGCAGAAAAUGGCCCUGCAAAUUUUGAGGCAAUGGCUCACACUUAUAGCAUUGUUUUAUUGUUCACUCGUUCUAAGACAUCUGGUCACAUGGCUCUAGUAAGAUGUUUCCAACUGGCAUUCUCACUCAGGAGCAUCUCUUUGGAUACUGAAGGAGGUUUACAACCAUCUCGCAGGAGGUCUCUUUUUACCUUGGCAUCAUACAUGCUUAUAUUUUCUGCAAGGGCUGGAAGCUUCCCUGAACUAAUUCCAAAAGUUAAAGCAUCCCUGACAGAGACUACAGUAGAUCCUUUUCUUGAAUUGGUCGAUGAUGUCAGGCUGCAAGCUAUGUAUAUAGAACCCGGGAAGGUAGUUUAUGGAUCUCUGGAAGAUGACAUUGCGGCUGGGAAGUCGCUAUCAGCAUUGCAAUUGGAUGACAAACAGUUGAAAGAGACCGUAAAAUCAUACUUUCUGACCAAAUAUUCAAAAUUACCAGAGGAUGAGUUAUCAAGCAUAAAGGAGCAACUUCUACAGGGGUUUUCCCCUGAUGAUGCAUAUCCAUUGGGACCACCGUUGUUUAUGGAGACACCACGGCCAUGCUCUCCACUUGCUCAGAUUGAAUUUCCAGAUUUUAAUGAGAUUGUGGCUCCAGUAACUCUGGCCGAUGAAGAGAUUGGCCCUGAACGAGGUGGAAGUCAGUCAGAUCGCAUGUCAUCGUUAUCUAUCCAUAACCCUGACAUCCUAAGUGUUAAUCAACUUUUAGAAUCGGUUUUGGAAACUGCACGGCAAGUGGCAAGUGUCCCCAUCUCUUCAGCUCCAGUACCUUAUGACCAAAUGAAGAACCAGUGUGAGGCACUUGUUACAGGGAAACAACAGAAGAUGUCAGUUCUUCAAAGUUUCAAACACCAGCAAGAGACUAGAGCGCUUGUUCUUUCAAGUGAUUAUGAAACAAAAGUUCCCGCUCUGUCAAAUAAGACACUGGAGUAUUCUGAUGUUGAUCUGAAGUUAGCGAGUCUGGAGCAAUUUCAACCGCGGUAUCAAGUUCGCCCUUGUUCAUAUGAUUCUCUGAGGCUACCACCAUCUAGCCCAUAUGACAAGUUCUUGAAAGCUGCUGGAUGUUAAUAAUGGAAGUAGGUUGGAGAUAGAUUUUGUAUGUGUAAACUAUAUUAUAUAGAGGUGAGCAACAUUCUUUGUUUGUUUUGUUGCUUUUCUCUUCCCUAAUCAGUUGUCAAUUUUUCAUGCAAUUUGUUGAUGGUAAACUAAGGUGUUUCUUGAUUGUAUAGCUUAGAUGCUUUCUUUGUUUUCUUUAAUCUUCCAUGUAUCAUUUUGUCAGGAAUUUUCCAUAUUAUUUGUCAAUAUAUAAAUUGGUUCAUUUUGUAUUAA
Arachis stenosperma is the source of this 3578-nucleotide messenger RNA. RefSeq names its product protein SEMI-ROLLED LEAF 2-like. The transcript has 19 exons. Bases 369 to 3317 code for a protein of 982 amino acids. Lineage: Eukaryota; Viridiplantae; Streptophyta; Magnoliopsida; Fabales; Fabaceae. The record is from RefSeq and is a predicted model, not a curated record.